CUCAGGGUUAACCUACUCAAACUAGUCAAUUCUUAUUAUUUGGAAAAUCCAUAAACAAUGUCCGCUUUUUUGGGAAAAUGGAAACUCAGCGAAUCUCACAACUUUGAUGCUGUGAUGUCAAAACUAGGUGUAUCCUGGGCUACACGACAGAUUGGGAAUACUUUAACACCAACUAUGACCUUUAGUAUGGAUGGGGAUAAAAUGACGAUGCUAACUGAGUCAACAUUUAAAAAUACUACCUGUACUUUCAAAUUUGGUGAAGAAUUUGACGAGAAAACCAGUGAUGGUAGAAAUGUCAAAUCAACUGUUACCAAAGACUCUGAGUCAAAGCUGACUCAAGUUCAAGUGGAUCCUAAGAAUACAACCACAAUUAUACGUGAAGUAGAAGGUGACAUUAUGAACACGACAGUUACCGUUGGUGAUGUUACCGCUAUUCGAAAAUACAAACGAUUAUAAGUGCCGCUUAUUAUUAUU
Trichobilharzia szidati is the source of this 474-nucleotide messenger RNA. The record is from the annotation of a GenBank genome assembly. NCBI's taxonomy places the organism in Eukaryota, Metazoa, Platyhelminthes, Trematoda, Strigeidida, Schistosomatidae.